GAAAAAGUACUCUUCUCAAAGGAGAUCAUAACCACUUUUCGCAAGUUUCGGUAAAAAAUUGUUCCAAUGUUUUGAAUGUCAAAAUGACAGAUAUUGUAGGUGGUAUAUUAAGUCAGUUGUCUUCAUUUCUUCCAACAAAAGAGGUCCAAACUGUUGUCGUGAAAGAAGUUCAAGAGAUGGCGCUGACGCAGGGAAGAAACUUUAUCCGUGUUGCUGGUCUCUCGGGGGGACUUGCUGUUAUCAUGUCAGCGUACGGGGCACAUGCAUUUAAUUCACAAACUGAGGACACAAGACUUAAACAUGUAUUUGAAUCGGGCAAUAAGAUGCAUUUGAUUCAUUCAGUGGCUCUCCUUGCAGUGCCGCUAACCAGAAGACCUAAAUUGGUUGGCGGUUUAAUGACAUCCGGCCUCCUACUGUUCUCUGGUACAUGUUAUUAUCAGGCAAUGACAGGAGAUGGACGUGUAAGAAAGGCCACUCCAUAUGGUGGAAUCCUCCUCAUUCUCUCAUGGUUUGCCAUGAUUCUGUGAUAAAACGUUGUUUUAAAUGUACAGUUUGAUAUAUGUGUGUGAGGUUUUUUUGGGAAAAAACUGAAGUCUUAAAUAGGCUGACAUAACAGUGAUAACAGUGUCCAAAUGUAAAAUUACUCAACUGUGAAAGAAACUUAACAUGUAAUAUUAUAAAGAUAACAUGUAUCUUAGGGUGUUGGAGUAAUAAUGUAUAUAUGCAACCUGAGAACUGAAAUAACAUCUGUUGCGGACAUGUGUUAUUUUUAUUAUUUUACUGAACCAACAUUUUAAUGUAAUUUUUUCACUGCUAUGCAUUAUUUACUUCAAGAGCCAGUUAUCAUAGAUUUUGAUCAGGGGAGAGAACUAGAACAUUAUGUUUUCUUAAGUCUAUAUAGAUUACUCUCCCCUGGGGAAUUGAAAAAAAAAAUUGAUCGGUUGAUACACAUAUCCAGGAUGAUAGAUGGAAAUACACCUUGUAAUGUCACAUUAGGCUAUAUAGUAAAAAGUUUAUAUGAAGUAUAUAUAAUAAAUUGAAUAAUUAACUAUAUAAAACAGUCAGAUGUUAUAUGGAGUAAAUUGUGGAAAAUAACAUAUUAAUCUAUUGCAGUUGAAUUAUACUGUAUUACAAAAACUUAACAGAUAUAAACUUAAAGUUUCUUUUGCAGUUGAAUAUACAUUAGGACAGGGGUUUUAUAAAAGAAUUUACAAGUGCUUUCUAUUUUGAGGAUCAAAGUCAUCUUUGUAGGUGGGAAUUAUAAUGGUGUAUAGUAUUAACCAUGUAUAGUACGAACUUUGUUAGUCACCUUGUAGUUUAGUUGUCUUACAUUUGAGUUAUUUGGUAAGUAAGUUAACUUGUUCAUUAUUAAUGAUGGUUGUUAUUUAUUUUUGACAUUACUAAAUGUUGUUAUAUGUUUUAGAUGUUUAUACCAUUAGUUUACAUUAUUGGCUGGUAAUUUACCAUUAAUCAUUAAUAGUUUCUUCAAACACUGUGUGUGAAACUUCACCCCACAUAUGAUAAUAGUUUAUUCACCACAUUCUUUAGAGGUGUCCGUGGCUGAGUAGUUAAGGUCGUUGACUUCAAACCACUUGUCACUCACUAUCCUACCAGGGACUUUCAAUUCUUUCAUGUGAGGAAACUAUCUAACCAGCCUACAGGAGGCUAAUAGUUCUCGGUGCCUGAUUUAAUGCACGGGGAAGGGGAGCCUUAGGUCUUCCUCCACCAGUAAAGUUUGAAAGUCCAAUGUGACCUCUACUGUGUUGGUGU
This is a messenger RNA of Ruditapes philippinarum (Manila clam), 1770 nucleotides long. RefSeq names its product transmembrane protein 256 homolog. NCBI's taxonomy places the organism in Eukaryota, Metazoa, Mollusca, Bivalvia, Venerida, Veneridae. The coding region runs from base 84 to 527 and encodes 147 amino acids. The transcript has 4 exons. The record is from RefSeq and is a predicted model, not a curated record.